UCAAAUUCGCCUCUUCUCUCUCAACCCAAUUUCUUUUUCUUCCAAACAACACUUUAUAAAGGCCCGGUCGUGCAUUCUCUGAGCGUCGCCGGAAAAUCUCGCCGACGAUAAAUAUGACGGGAUCCCUUGCUGCAAGGCUCGUCUUUCGUCGAACGUCGCCGGCUAGCCGAUUCAUCCCCCGCCGGGAGGUCUCUCUACCCGCGGCUGAAAAAACGAAAGACGCGAUCGCACCGCCAAAGGAGCUUCCGGCGUUCGACUACUCUCCCUUGGCAUACUCUGGUCCCAAAGGCGACGAGAUCCUCGCGAAACGCAGGGAGUUUCUAAGCCCUUCGAUCCUCCACUCGUACAAAACUCCGCUUAAUGUGGUGGAGGGGAAGAGACAAUAUCUGUUCGAUGAUAAGGGAAGAAGGUACGUGGACGCGUUCGGAGGGAUUGCUACGGUGUGCUGUGGGCAUUGCCACCCCGAUGUGGUCGCAGCCAUCGUCGAACAAACAAAGCGCUUGCAGCACUCCACGGUUCUCUACCUGAACCACGCCAUAGCAGAUUUCGCUCAGGCUUUGGCUUCUAAGCUUCCCGGUAAUCUUAAGGUGGCGUUUUUUACAAAUUCUGGAACGGAAGCCAACGAAUUAGCGAUUCUGAUGGCAAGACUGUACACCGGCUCCCAUGACAUCAUAUCUCUAAGGAAUUCUUACCACGGAAAUGGUGGUGGAACAAUGGGUGCCACAGCUCAAAGCAUCUGGAAAUUUAAUGUUAUUCAGAGUGGUGUUCAUCAUGCAGUAAAUCCAGACCCUUAUAGAGGUAUUUUUGGUUCUGAUGGAGAGAAGUAUGUAAGAGAUGUUCAAGAAAUCAUCAAUUUCGGAACUUCCGGAAAUGUUGCAGCCUUCAUAUCUGAAGCUAUUCAGGGAGUAGGGGGCAUCGUUGAAAUGGCUCCUGGUUACUUACCUGCUGCCUACGACAUUGUUAGACGAGCUGGAGGUGUUUGUAUUGCCGACGAAGUUCAGUGCGGGGUUGCUCGCACUGGUAGCCAUUUCUGGGGGUUUGAGGCCCAUGGUGUUGUACCUGACAUAGUAACAAUAGCAAAGAGCAUCGGAAACGGCCUUCCUCUUGGUGCUGUCGUGACUACUCCUGAGAUUGCGAAGGCCUUGACUCGCCGAAGUUACUUCAACACUUUCGGUGGGAAUCCUGUCUGUACAGCUGCAGGAUUGGCUGUUUUAAGAGUGAUAGAGAAAGAGAAGCUUCAAGAAAAUGCAUUUGAAGUGGGUUCCUAUUUGAAAGACAGGCUCAAUACACUCAAGGACAAAUAUGAAUUAAUUGGUGAUGUGAGAGGACAAGGCAUGUUGCUUGGAGUGGAACUUGUCACGGAUCGCAAACUUAAAACACCAGCACCAACUGAAACACUGCACGCGAUGGACCAAAUGAAAGAACUAGGAGUGCUAAUUGGAAAGGGUGGCUACUAUGGAAAUGUAUUCAGAAUUACACCUCCCUUAUGUUUCACCAAAGAAGAUGCAGAUUUCCUCGUGGAUGCGAUGGACUACACAUUUUCCAGAAUUUGAAGCUUAAAAUAUGAUCCAAGUGUAAAUAAAUCUCUAUUUUCUAUCCUUAAGUUAAAGUGUUCUGUAUCAGAAAACAUUUGGUUCCAUGAUAGCACCACAAAAUUCACGUUUUUUAUACGUGGAAAUGUAGAGGUAACCAAGAGUUGUGGUGAGAUUGAACGUCAAAAUAACUGUUUCUCUGGAACCAAAAGCAAAAGUACUAGACCAUCGAUCUAUCUGGACUUUAUAAAAUGUAUAAAUUUUGCAUGCGUGCUUAUCCCA
This is a messenger RNA of Vigna angularis (adzuki bean), 1814 nucleotides long. Its product is annotated as alanine--glyoxylate aminotransferase 2 homolog 3, mitochondrial. The transcript is spliced from 9 exons. Gene Ontology annotation, molecular function: pyridoxal phosphate binding; transaminase activity. Gene Ontology annotation, cellular component: mitochondrion. Lineage: Eukaryota; Viridiplantae; Streptophyta; Magnoliopsida; Fabales; Fabaceae. The record is from RefSeq and is a predicted model, not a curated record. Bases 114 to 1553 code for a protein of 479 amino acids.